CACCUCCCGGCUGUUUUCGGAGUUUCGCUCUAUCCCUGCUUCAAACACAUAUUCCACAGGGAGAGAGAGAGAGAGCAGGACCUGUGAGGAGCGGAACGAACGACCAGAAAAAACGACAAAUGGCACUCAUGGCUGGGAUUUUGUUUACGGCGACCUCUGUGCUGCUUGGAAUUUCUACGUGUGUUUCUUCGGCACGGAUUUACCCCCCAAACGAAGUGACGUUACUGGACUCCAGAUCUGUAGCGGGGGAGUUGGGCUGGUUCGCCAACCCAACAGAAGGAGGGUGGGAGGAGGUGAGCAUCAUGGAUGAGAAGAACAUUCCCAUCAGGACGUACCAGGUGUGUAACGUGAUGGAACCCAACCAGAACAACUGGCUUAGAACUGACUGGAUCCCCCGGGUUGGCGCCCAGCGUGUCUACAUUGAAAUCAAGUUCACCCUGCGCGACUGUAACAGUCUCCCUGGUGUCAUGGGAACCUGCAAGGAGACCUUCAACCUCUACUACUAUGAGUCCAACAACGACAAGGAGCGCUACAUCCCAGAGAACCAGUUUGGCAAGAUCGACACGGUGGCGGCCGACGAGAGCUUCACCCAGGUGGACAUCGGAGACCGCAUCAUGAAGUUGAACACGGAGGUCAGGGACGUGGGAGCCUUGACCCGGAAGGGUUUCUACCUGGCCUUCCAGGACGUGGGAGCCUGCAUUGCCCUGGUGUCUGUCAGGGUGUUCUAUAAGAAGUGUCCCAUGGCUGUGAGGAACCUGGCCCAGUUCCCUGACACCACUACCGGGGCUGACACCUCAUCACUGGUAGAAGUCCGAGGAUCCUGCGUAAAUGAUUCAGAGGAGCGUGACGUUCCCAAAAUGUACUGCGGGGCGGACGGAGAGUGGCUGGUGCCCAUCGGGAACUGCCUGUGUAACCCGGGAUUUGAGGAGAGAAACGUUGAAUGCCAGGCCUGUAAGAUUGGCUACUACCGUGCCCUGGCCACAGACGGUGCCUGCUCCCCCCGUCUCCCGUCAACUCGAUCCAGGCCAAGGACAUCACCAGACACACCAUCUCCCUGGCCUGGCAGCAACCUGAGAAAGCCAACGGGGUCAUAUUGGAGUACGAAGUCAAAUACUACGAGAAGGACCAGAAUGAGAGGAGUUAUCGCAUCAUCAAGACGUCAUCUAGGAACACUGACAUCAAAGGCCUGACCCCUCUGACUUCCUACGUGUUCCACGUGCGCGCUCGCACCGCCGCCGGCUACGGAGAGUUCAGCGCUCCCUUCGAGUUCAUGACCAACUCUGUGUCCAGCUCUAUCAUCGGAGUGGGACUAACUCCACAGUGUUUGCUAGGUUCUGUGGUGGGCAGUGUUGUUCUCCUCCUCAUACUCGUCGGCCAUGUUGUUUUUCUCCCCAGAAGGAGUAAGUACAGUAAGGCCAAGCAGGAUGCUGAUGAAGAGAAACACCUACACCAAGGAGUGAGGAUAUACAUAGACCCCUUCACCUACGAGGACCCCAACCAGGCUGUCCGAGAGUUUGCCAAGGAGAUCGACGCUUCCUGUAUCAAGAUUGAGAAAGUCAUUGGCAUCGGUGAGUUUGGGGAGGUGUGCAGUGGUCGUCUGAAGAUGCCAGGAAAGAGGGAGAUCUGUGUGGCCAUUAAGACCCUGAAGGCGGGAUACACAGACAAGCAGAGGCGGGACUUCCUGUCUGAGGCCAGCAUCAUGGGCCAAUUUGACCAUCCAAACAUCAUUCACCUGGAGGGAGUGGUCACCAAGUGUAAACCAGUGAUGAUUAUCACAGAGUACAUGGAGAAUGGUUCUCUGGAUGCAUUUCUGAGGAAGAAUGACGGGCGUUUCACAGUGAUCCAGCUGGUAGGCAUCUUGCGUGGCAUCGCGUCGGGCAUGAAGUACCUUUCUGAUAUGAGCUAUGUCCACAGAGACCUGGCCGCACGCAACAUCCUGGUCAACAGCAACCUAGUGUGUAAGGUGUCUGACUUCGGCAUGUCACGAGUACUGGAGGACGACCCCGAGGCUGCAUACACCACCAGGGGAGGGAAGAUCCCCAUUCGCUGGACAGCCCCAGAGGCCAUUGCCUACAGGAAGUUCACCUCGGCCAGCGACGUGUGGAGCUACGGCAUCGUAAUGUGGGAAGUGAUGUCAUAUGGGGAGCGCCCAUAUUGGGACAUGAGUAACCAGGAUGUGAUCAAGGCCAUAGAUGAGGGGUACAGGCUUCCCCCGCCCAUGGACUGCCCCGUGGCACUGCACCAGCUGAUGCUGGACUGCUGGCAGAGGGAGAGGGGCGACAGGCCCAAGUUUGGCCAGAUCGUCAACAUGCUGGACAAACUGAUCCGGAACCCCAACAGCCUGAAGAGGACUGGAGGAGAGACCACACGGCCCAGCACCACCCUCCUGGAGCCGGUCAGCCCGGAGGUGGCCUCGGCCCUGGGCUCUGUGGAGGACUGGCUGCAGGCCAUCGGCAUGGAGAGAUACAGCGACAACUUCACCGCAGCAGGAUACACCAGCCCAGAGACUGUGGUUCAUAUGACACAGGAGGACAUGGGCCGAAUUGGAAUCUCCUCAGCUGCACACCAGAAUAAGAUCCUGACCAGCGUCCAGGGAAUGCUCUCCCAAAUGCAACAGAUGCAAGGCAGAAUGGUUCCGGUCUGAUCAACGAGAAGGAAACAACUUAAUUUCUAACGGAUAAUACAAAUUAAAUAUCAAAAGACAAAUGAACAAUCAAAUUGUUUACCUCUUCCAUGCACUUUAAAUUGGAUUUAAAAGAAGAAGAAAAGAACAAGAAGAAGAAAAGUGGGAAAAAUAUGCACUUUUUAUCAGAUAUUAGACCUUGCCCUAUUGAGAACGGGAUAUUUUUCUGUCCGAGCGGCGCUGAGAAUGGGAUGGACGGAAAGCUUUUCCGAGAGGCCAACUGGAGUGCCUUCAACGGUCUGGAAGGAAUUCAGAGGGGAUCGCUCCUCUAGGCAAGAGUAAUAUAUCUGGAAAGUUAUUUUCUGGAAUACCCACAGAGCAGAUUUUUGUCCCGUAGCUGUGUUCUGUUCUGUGUAUGACUUGUUCUCUGUGACUCGCUGCCAUACCCUCGAUUGUCUUUCUCAGCUGCAUCCGUUCGAAUACCAACAGACAAAAUGAAGGAUUCCAACCUCGAGAUAAACACUGAUGUUCUGAAUCUGAGAGGUUGAGGGAGGGAUGGAGGAGGGAGGGGAAGGGGGUUCUGUGUUUUUGCUCUGUUCUGGUCUUGUUUUGUCCCAGAUUGGGCUGUUUUGUUGCCCUCUGGACAUUUUCUCAGAAUGUCUUUAAUCUAAAGAGGUGCAUUCCUACCCCUUGUCCUCCCAAACCACCAUCUCAUCCCUCCUCAAACUCCUCAAACAUAUUUCAUCACCCCUUUUGGAUUACAGCCCGCCCCCCUUGGUCUGAUUAUUGCUCUAUGUUCUUUGACGGACAGCUGUUUGGACCAGUUGGAAUCUUACUGUGUAUUUGUUUCCUGAAUGUGGUACUGAGAGCAAAGGAGUAUGGGGUUUAUUUGGACACGACUGUGCACUACUGCGGAGAGAUGGAUAUGUAACAAAACAACAAUGACAACGACAUCAAAAUAAACAAGAGAAUACAUGCUGGACAUUAUUCAAUCAUCAAUCACAAUGCUGCCGCUGCCUUUCAUCAACAGGAUUCCUCCCUCUCUCCAUGACCAGAAUUCCUCCUCUUCUCCUUGGAGUCUCCUCCAACUCCAUGAUGAGAAAUUCAUCUCUCCAUGUCUGGCACGUUCGCUGUUCGGCGUCGCUCCAUUUUUCAGAACGGACAAACAGACUAGCGAUCCAUGACCACCAUCAACAGCUUACGAAAACAAUAUGAAUGAUUCAGCAAUGCUUAAAAAACAUUUAAAUAAUGUAAUAUAAACUAGACCCUGCUCCAGCAGACGAUGUACUUGUUUUAUGAAUUUUUAAGUUUAUUUUCCUUUGUGUUUUUGGUUUGCAUGUAAAGUGAGUGUAUGGUAACAGCGAGCAUGAGUGAGUGAGUGAGUGAGUGAGUGAGUGAGUGAGUGAGUGAGUGAGUGAGUGAGUGUGUGAGUGAGUGAGUGAGUGUGUGAGUGUUUUUGAGUGAAUGAAUGAGUGUGUAUGUGUGUGUGUGUUUGUGUCUGUAUGAGUGUCUAUGAUGUCUUCAAAGUAAUAUCAAUAGCUGUCUGUUUUUAUUCUACAGUGGAGGGGGUUUACGGAUUUGUUUUUGGAAUUUCAUGACUUGCUUUGUGUCGACAAAAACAAUGUAAAGUGUGCCACUCCUCCUGCUCUGUCAAUCCUCUUCAGCAACAGCGUUUAAAGAGUUUUGAUGUUUUCAACACACCCUUAACUGCAAUGGCUUUAGUAGUGGGAUCCAGUGGAAUAUAUAGACAAUAGCCUCCUGUGCUGACAGAAACCCAGAAGGACAGAUGGACAGUCAGCGGCAUAGGCUCUCUCAUUAGAAAGCAGAGGGGACUCCCCGAGCUGAAGAAAAAUCUUUCUGGAUUUUGAGCAGGGGAUGUAUGUAGUCAACAAGGACUUGAUGCAGAAAAGGGUGAUAAGAAGGGAAUAUCAUUGGUCUCGUUUCAUUUAGAUUUUUCAGAUAUGCACCAAAUGACAGUCAGGUUACAUUCAAAGGACUUUAAAAAAUAUACAAAUUAUACAAUCAUUAUUAUCUGAAUGUUUUUCCAAUCAUAUGUGAUGGUUGACAGACUACAGAUUCCUCCGGCCUCCAUACCAGCCCAGCUCAAUGAUCUUCUCUUUGCUGAAGUUGGGUUUUAAUCCGUCAACGACCUGUCAUGUGGAAAUAUGCAAGAAGUGUGAGGAAAGGGAAACAGAAUGUACUGUAUAAUACUUUUACAUUUAGUUAAUGAUGAAACAACCUAACAAAACACACAUUAAGGUUUGUCAUUGUCUGCCUUCUGAUACCAUAUGAUCCAGCCAUGUAGAUCUAACAUUCUUUUAAUCUUGUUUUUGUUGUUGUAAUAUUUUUAUUUUAUUUUUGGUCAGUUGAUUUAUUUUGUCAAGGAUUUUAGGUACAUGUAACUUAUGUCAUUAUUUAUGGUCUUUUAUAUCUAGUUUGUAAAAUUAUAGCUAUAAUUAAGGGUUGCCAUGUGGUGCAUUCUUAUUAAAGUAGAAACCAUCAAACUG
This is a messenger RNA of Salvelinus sp. IW2-2015, 5130 nucleotides long. Lineage: Eukaryota; Metazoa; Chordata; Actinopteri; Salmoniformes; Salmonidae. The record is from RefSeq and is a predicted model, not a curated record.